Messenger RNA from Dermatophagoides pteronyssinus (European house dust mite), 784 nucleotides. Its product is annotated as histone H3.3-like. NCBI's taxonomy places the organism in Eukaryota, Metazoa, Arthropoda, Arachnida, Sarcoptiformes, Pyroglyphidae. The record is from RefSeq and is a predicted model, not a curated record. Gene Ontology annotation, molecular function: structural constituent of chromatin; DNA binding; protein heterodimerization activity. Gene Ontology annotation, cellular component: nucleosome.
AUAUAAAUUGUGAUUCUAAUUCAAAAUUAUCAUUUGUAGAAUCUAAUUUUGGUUGUUCUUCGAGAGGCAUUUUUGUUUUUUCGUUGGUAAAAAAAAAAAUUCAAAAUUUUUGUUUUGUUUGGGGAUUGAUCAAAAUCGAGUAAACUCAAUCGAAUGACACGUCGUUUGUGAACAAUACACUAAUUUUGAGCGUUAAAAUUUUUAUUCAUUCGAUCGAAUAUUUUCUGGAUCGACGUAAAUAAUGAAAUAAUUUUUUGGAUGUAAAAUUUUCAAAUCAAUAUUUCAAAAUGGCAAGACAUUCAAGAAAUUCAUCAAAACUUUCAACAUCCCAACAACCACAAACACCGGGUAAAUCACGACUAUUACGAUCAAGUUUAAAAAAUUCAUCAGGGGAAAAAUCAUCAACUCUAAGACGUCGUUAUCGUCCCGGUACGAUUGCAUUACGUGAAAUUCGGCGAUAUCAAAGUACCACACAUCAACUUAUUCCUCGUUUACCAUUUCAACGUAUUGUUCGUGAAAUUGCACAAUCAUUAAAAGAUACAUUGCGUUUUCAGCCAUUAGCAUUGGAAGCCUUACAAGAAGCUGCUGAAUCUUAUCUGAUAGUUUUAUUUGAAGAUGCCAAUCUUUGUGCCAUACAUGCUCGCCGUGUUACAAUCAUGCCAAGAGAUAUAAAUCUGGCCCGACGUAUACGUGGAAAUAAUUAAUUGUCAAUAUUAAUCAUCAUUAUCAUCAUAAUCGACAUUAUAUUUAUUCAUUUCAAUUUGAUAACCAUAUCGUAUAUAUA